AUGAAGUCUACUACUCAAAUUAAUGCUCUUCUUACUGGAAGAAUCACACUACAACAAUUGUUAAACAUUGAAAAUACUACUUCAGAAACUUUUCUAGUUCAUCAACCAAUAAAGCAAAAGAAAAAAAAAUUA
This is a messenger RNA of Dentiscutata heterogama, 132 nucleotides long. The record is from the annotation of a GenBank genome assembly. Lineage: Eukaryota; Fungi; Glomeromycota; Glomeromycetes; Diversisporales; Gigasporaceae.